CAAAAUGUUGCAUAUUGUGAAGUGUAGGCCUAUCCAUCACGCAGUUGCCAUUUUUAAAGUAGUUUUUUCUCCUCAGUGCCAGUUCUCAUAGCAUACAGUUUUUCUGCACCAUUUUAAACCUUGUGAGUGCAGUGCAUGGGUGCAUAUUUUGUGAAAUUCUGUGUAACAUGUCUUCAUAGAAUAGUGUAGAAGUGGUUGUGUGGAAUGCUGCCAAACCCCAUGGCUUCCUCUGUCAUAGAUAGGGUGCCGCUGACAGCAUAUACCUCCAGGUUAUCUAGUGAAAAUAACUACAAUGUGAUACCGUCUAUACCAGUUCACUUUCAAUGUCAUAUAAAUAAAUAAUAUUAUGCUCAAGAUAAUAAAUUGCCCUGUGUUCAGAUGAGACGUUAAACGGCUGUCCUGACUCUGUGGUCACUAAAGAUCCCAUGGCACUUAUUGUAAGAGUUGGGGUGUUAACCCCAGUGUCCUGCCUAAAUUCCCAAUCUGGCUCUCAUACCAUCACGGUCACCUAAUGAAUGUGUUCUCAGUCAAUUUACCUGGCAAAAUUAGGGUUAAAAAAAUGGCUAUUGCAGACAUGCUGGAUAUAAUGACGAGAUGCUUGAGUCUCCGCCCAAACAAUGGGAUUCCUUGUCCGCAGAACGGCUCAUUCCGUAGCAGCAAAGAUAACAACAUAACACUCGUUUUAUAAAGGCAGAUAUAAUUACCGUAGACGCAUAUCAUAGUUCAAAAGAUGAGCAUUGUACUGUAUGCUCUCCAUGGGACUACCUGUGCAUUUCUACUGCCUGGGUCACCUGUGCGACUAAAGACAGAGAGGAAGAGGCGAAGGUAUCAGCCGGUUCUGGCUCCUUGGCAUCAGAGCCAGACCGAGGCCCCUGCGGUGGACAAUUGGUUUCGGCACGCUGAGGAAACCUGGGAGGCAGCCCACGUCCACCUUCAGCGUGCCAUAAGGCUCCAGAAAAUUGGCGCAGACCGUCGCCGCAGUGAGUCCCCAGUGUUCGCACCAGGGGACAGGGUCUGGCUCUCGACCCGAAACCUGCCCCUUCGCCUGCUCUGCCGGAAGCUGGGUCCGCGGUUUGUGGGGCCGUUUAAAGUCCUGAGGAGAGUGAACAAGGUAUGUUAUAGGUUACAACUACCCACUCAUUACCGUAUUAAUCCCUCGUUCCAUGUGUCUCUCCUCAGGCCGAUGGUGGCUGGCCCGCUCCAGGAGGCUGAAGUGCGUGAUGUUCCUCCGCCUCCUCUAGACAUCGAGGGGGUUCCGGCGUACUCUGUCCGAUCCAUUUUGGAUUCGAGACGUCGGGCGAGGGGCCUUCAGUACCUCGUGGACUGGGAGGGGUACGGGCCGGAGGAGAGAUGCUGGGUUCCGGUAAGUCGCUCUGGAUAAGAGCGUCUGCUAAAUGACUUAAAUGUAAUGUAAUGAGGACGUGUUAGAUCCAUGUUAUCAGAAUUCCACCGUCUCCAUCCGAAUCGCCCUGCACCUCGCCCUCCGGGUCGUCCCCGAGGCCAGUGUCGACGCGCAGCUGGAGCCGCGCGUCAGGGGGGGGGGGGUACUGUCACGACUUCUGCCGAAGUUGUUGCCUCUCCUUGUUCGGGCGGUGCUCGGCGUUCGACGUCACCGGUCUUCUAGCCAUCAUUGAUCCUUUUUUCAUUUUCCAUUGGUUUUGUCUUGUCUUCCCACACACCUGUUUUCAAUCCCAUUCAUUACCUGUUGUGUAUUUAACCCUCUGUUUCCCCUCAUGUCUUUGUCAGAGAUUGAUUUGUUGUCAGUGUAGUGUGAUUGUUUGUAUAGGUGCGCGUCGGGUCUUCGUACCCAUGUUUUGUUUGUUUGUACAUUUAUUGUUAUGGAGCUUACUCGUGGAACUUUAUUAAAAGACUCCAUAUUUACACUCCAUUUGACUCUCCUGCACCUGACUUCCCUGCCACCUAUUACACCUAUGCAUGACACACAGAGCAAUGCAAUCU
Oncorhynchus keta (chum salmon) is the source of this 1959-nucleotide messenger RNA. RefSeq lists its product as uncharacterized. NCBI's taxonomy places the organism in Eukaryota, Metazoa, Chordata, Actinopteri, Salmoniformes, Salmonidae. Bases 731 to 1381 code for a protein of 216 amino acids. The transcript is spliced from 2 exons. The record is from RefSeq and is a predicted model, not a curated record.